This is a messenger RNA of Pristis pectinata (smalltooth sawfish), 2429 nucleotides long. It is a transcript of the gene prima1, whose product is annotated as proline rich membrane anchor 1. The record is from RefSeq and is a predicted model, not a curated record. NCBI's taxonomy places the organism in Eukaryota, Metazoa, Chordata, Chondrichthyes, Rhinopristiformes, Pristidae. The transcript is spliced from 4 exons. Bases 848 to 1309 code for a protein of 153 amino acids.
ACCAGGAUGAAAAAUUGCUGCAGCGUGCCGAGCGUAGAUCAGAUCCAGGGGCGAGCUGGAGCGAAGUUGUUUGCACAUACAGAGCCAGGGAUGAUCCUGCUCGCUCCGGGGACGGCUCUGGCUGCAGCCCAGUGAUGUGACAACGGCGAAACCCACUGCAGCAGCUCCUGGGACUAGUAUAUAAAAAAAUCCUGCUGCCACUCCUGCUGGAGCGCGUUACUAAGGAUAGCUAAGAAGGGGCGGGAGGGGUGGACAGAGUCUUGCAACGACGCCGCUGCUCAGACCUUCCUUCCACAUGUCCCUCAGAGGCAGGAGCGGUGCCGAGGUGCAUGAGCGCAAAAGGCAGCCCGCAGACACACCGAAGGCGAUCUGAGCUGGUUCACUACGCCGGGGGGAAACCUGCACUCAGCCAGCGGAGAGUGGCUCCGCUUGUCUCUCUGAGUACCCAUCGCCUGUUGCAGCUCGUAACACUGAAACGUGCGGAAGCUUCUGUUUCUUGGUAACUUUUUCCGGUUUUGGGAUUUUAAGACCGACCUGGCGUGCCUCAAAAUCACUCUCUCCCCCUCCCCGUCCUUGAGCGCAGAAGAAGCAGGGUUGAACCAAACCUCGGGACUUUGUGGGGGCACAGUUGCCCCACAAUAUAAAAACUCUUCAAAAAGACUCCAACCUGCCUCAUGUCCCGGAGAAUAAGUCACCCUGGACAACUUUAGCUGGGAGCAAAAUUCAAACCUUCAUCCAAGUUUCUAAUCAGUUCCAUUAGAAGACUUCACUCCUUUUAGUAUUCUACCAAACUCGGAAUCCCGUCCAGUUUAACUUUGUACCUGAGGCGGGGACUGGAGUGUGGACAAUGCUGACUGCUGAACUCCCGCUGAUUCUGUUCCCUUGCCUGCUGAAUCGCUACAUUACAAUGUCUCUGUUAUUUAUAUUUCAGCUUUCUCAGGGCGAACUCCAGAAGUCAGGCGGGGAGUCUUUGUUUGAGACGGAGACUGCCAACUGUCAUGAGAUCUGCUCGUGUCGACCUCCCCCGUUGCCCCCGCCGCCACCGCCCCCUCCUCCGCCCAGGCAAUCGAGGUCUCCAAUUGUAAAACCAACAGAUCAUCCCUCAUUAAAGCCCUGGUGGACGGACAUGGUCAUUUUAAUUGCAGUUGGUUGUGCAACGCUUGCUUUCCUGGUGGUAGCUGUUAUUAUCUGCUACAAAGCAAUAAAAAGGAAGCCCAUGCGGAAGGAACAGAACGGGACAAAUCGAGCUGAAUAUGCAAUGACUUCCCAAAACAACAAAAUGCCGGACAGAAAUAGUGUACUCAUUUAACUUCAUAAAUGAAGUACUACCACAAAGUUGUUUCAAGACAGGAGACUGCAUAGUUUGAAAUGCAUAUUACGUGUGUGUAAAGUCUCCUGAGGACAAGGAUAAGGACCUCAUUUCAAACAAAAGUGAACACACAUAUUCAGAGCAGAGAAGCAGACUUCCCUUCAGCCCCUUUGACUGUGAGGUGAGAACAAAGCUGCCAAUCAAACUAAGAGACAAGACCUCACAAAAGGCAUAAUUGCUGUUUGUAGUCUCCAUUGAAAGCAACAAUAUCAAGGUGUUUCAGUAUCCAGGUGAAUCUCGACUAGUUCUUUCAAAUAUUCUAUAAACUCCAAAAUAAAUGCUAUUCAGUUGGAACCAGAAGCACGACUUGGUAUCUCCAGAAUAAAACAGAUCACUAUGAAAAGGAGAAGAUCACUUUACAAAGAGCAUGGCCAUCCAUCACACCAAGCACAUUUGCAGUCUGAUUGACUAUGCAAUCCCCUUCACGAAGACAUCUCAUCUAAAUGUACUGUUCCUUUCAGAAAACAUAGCCAGUCAGGUUUUUUGAAUGACUUUUCAAACAGGUGCUUUCUUAUUCUUUGUUGGCAUAUCAUGAUUUAAUUGAUAAGGCCUUUUCUACACUGGCAAGUCUGAAGUUGUUUUAAAUCACAAAGUUUUAUCAAAAGUUACAAAAUUUAUAAAAUAUAAAGUAUUUUUCCCCUCAAAACCAGGUCAUGUUGUUUAUACUUCAUCAGAUCAGAAAUGUUUAUUUUCUAUAAUCAUAAAUAACUGCAGAAAUAAACCAUAUCGCCUCUCAGGCUUCCUCUCACUCCCCCUACCCCAUUCAAUUAAAUCAUUGGCCGAUCCUCUCAGGUUUAAUUUACUGCCAGAUCUCUGUGCAUUUUAGUGUCCAGAGACCUCAAAGUCUUUGUCUUGGAUAUACUCAAUAACCAAGCAUGGGAGAAGCCUGGUGGUAGACAAAUCCCAAAGAUUCACCAUAUCCUUAAUAAAGAAAGCUCCCCUCAGUCCAAAUUCGCUGACUACUUACCCUGAAGCUAUUCCCUCUAGUUCUAAACUCUCUAGCCAGAGGAAGCAGACUCUCAGUACCCAUUUGCCAAUUCUUCAUGGAACCUUGUCUUUU